GUCACAGCGCGUUCAUUAUCUUCUACGUCACUGCGGGACCACACCGCUUCCAAACUCCAUCGUUUCGCAAGUUUGGUUGGCCCCGGCCACUCGCGUCUGCUUGUCUUGGUCAACAUUGCGAAUGGCGACCGGCUGGCUGCGUGGAACCGUGAAGGAGGUCGUCUCGGGCGACACUCUGGUGGUUGCCGGCACAACCAAGGGACCCGGCCCGGCUCCGGAGAAGCGCAUUACCCUGUCCUCGCUCAUCGCGCCCAAGCUGGGCAAGCGCGAUGGAAGCAUCAAGGAUGAGCCAUUUGCGUGGGAGGCGCGCGAGUUCCUGCGCAAGAAGUGCGUCGGCCAGGCCUGCGUGUUCCGUGUGGACUACGUGGUUGAGGCCAUCGGCAACCGCGAGUUCGGCUCCGUGUUCCUAAACCAGAACGACAACGUCGCGCUAGCCGUGGUGGCGGCGGGCUGGGCCAAGGUCCGCGACGCCGGCAAGGAGAAGAGCCCCUACAUGGACGACCUGAAGCGGGCGGAGGAGGCGGCGCAGGGCAGCGGGCUGGGGCUGUGGACCAAGGACCCCGCCCGCACCGCCCGGGCCGUGCGCGAGACGGCGGGCCAGGAUGACGACGCCGCCAGCCUGCUGCUGGCCAAGGUGGGCAAGGGCGGCAUGGUGGAUGCGGUUGUGGAGGCGGUUCUGGGCGGCAGCAGCCUACGUGUCAGCCUGCUGCCCACCGGCACCAUCGGCCUGCUGGUCAACCUGGCGGGCGUGCAGUGCCCCUCGCUGGGCCGCAGGGCCGCCGCGCCUGAGGCCGCCGCGGCCGCGCCCGCUGCCGCGCCCGCUGCCGCCCCUGCCGGCGAGGACGGCGCCGCCCCCUCGGCCGCCGCCGCCGCCGCCGCCGCCGCCCCCUCGGGCCCCACCGCCGCCUCCAUCGCCGCCAGCAGCGCCGCUGAGCCGUACGCGCGCGAGGCCAAGGCGUUCAGCGAGGCGCGCGUGCUCAACCGUGACGUGAAGCUGGUGCUGGAGGGUGUGGACAAGUACGGCAACCUGUUUGGUACGGUGCUGUACACGCCUCUGCCCGCCGCCGCGCCCGCCAACGGCGCCGCUGCCCCGGCGCCCGCCGCCGCCGCCGCCGCCGGCUCUGGGGAGCAGGAGCACCUGGCUGAGCAGCUGCUGAAGCACGGCCUGGCCAAGUGCGUGGAGUGGUCGCUGAACCUGAUGCCCAACCCCGCGGCGCUCAAGCUGCGUGAAGUGGAGAAGGCCGCCAAGGCCGAGCGCAAGGCCAUCUGGACCGGGUACGUGCCCGCCCCCACCAACCAGACCAAGCUGUCCGACAACUUCACGGGCAAGGUGGUGGAGGUGGUCAGCGGCGACUGCGUGGUGGUCAAGGACGCGGCCAGCGGGGCGGAGCGCCGCAUCAACCUGUCCAGCAUCCGCGCUCCCCGCCCCGGCGCCCGCGAGCGGCCCGCCGACCCGCACGCCUCCGAGGCCAAGGAGUUCCUCCGCAAGCGCAUCAUCGGGCGGCCGGUGGAGGUGAAGAUGGAGUACAACCGCAAGGUCCUCACACCCGAGAUGAUGCUGGCUGGUGACAGCGAGAGAGUCAUGGCCUUUGGCAACGUGGAGCUGGUGCCGGAGAAGGGCGAGGAGAAGCAGAACGUGGCGGAGAUGGUGGUGGCUCGCGGCUUCGCAACCGUCAUCAAGCACCGCACCGACGAGGAGCGCAGCGGCGUGUACGAGCGGCUGGUGUCGUGUGAGGAGCUGGCCAAGAGCUCCAAGCGCGGCCUGCACAGCUCCAAGGAGCCCGCCGCCAACCGCGUCAACGACGUCAGCACGCCCGGCUCGGCGGCGAGGGCCAAGCAGUACCUGCCCUUCUUCCAGCGCGCGGGCAAGAUGGUGGGUGUGGUGGAGUACGUGCUGAGCGGCCACCGCUUGCGCGUGCACAUCCCCAAGGAGGGUGUGACCAUUGUGUUUGCGCCCAGCGGCAUCAAGACGCCGGCGCGCCCGCAGCCCGCCGGCAACGGCCGGCCGGCGGUGGUGGGCGAGCCGUUUGCGGAGGAGGCGUUUGCCUACACGCGCGAGAUGAUGAUGCAGCGCGACGUAGAGGUGGUGAUUGAGACCAUGGACCGCGGCGGCACCUUCCUGGGCUCCGUGGUGCUAACGCCCGGCGCGGCCGGCCCCGCCACCGCCAGCGGCAAGCCCUUCAACCUGGCACUGGCGCUGCUGAGCAAGGGCCUGGCCCGGCUACAGCCCAACGUGGACCCCAGCCGGCUGCCGGAGGGGCAGGAGAUGGCGCGGCUGCAGCAGGCAGCAAAGGAGGGCAAGCUCAAGAUCUGGGAGAACUGGACUCCGGGUCAGGACCGCGACGAGGCGGGCGAUGACGAGUACGACAACGGCGCCGCCGCCGCCUCUGGAUCCGGAUCCAACGGCGCCGCCGCCUCUGGAUCCAACGGCGCCGCGCCUGGCGGCUGGGCGGCGGCGGCGUCCGGCGGCGCCUCCACUUCGGCGGCGGCACGCGCGCCGGCGGCUGGCGGGCGGCCACAGGAGGUGCUGCAGGUGACGGUGACGGAGGUGGCGGACGCAAGCGAGUUCUUCGUGCAGGUGGUGGGCGAGCCGCGUGUGUCGUGGCUUGCGGAGCAGCUGUCCGCUGCCAGUCUGACGGACGCGCCGCCCAUCCCGCCCGAGCUCAAGGUCGGCCAGCUGUGCCUGGCGCAGUACAGCCUGGACGGGCAGUGGUACCGUGCCUACGUGGAGCGUGUCAACCGCUCCGAGCCGCAGUACGACGUCUUCUUCAUCGACUACGGCAACAAGGAGCGCGUGCCCAGCGACAAGGUCCGCUCCAUCGACGCGGCGCUGUCCGCGGUGCCGCCCCAGGCCACCGCCUGCUGCCUGGCGCACGUCAAGGUCCCGGAGCCCGGCACCGACUACAGCCUGGACGCGCGGGUGGUGCUGACGCAGCUGCUGGGCGGCGGCCGCCCGCUGCUGGCGCACGUGGUGGCGCGCGAGCGGGCAGACCCCAAGGCCAAGCACCCCAAGAACCGCAACGGCAAGCUGACGGUGGUGCUUGUGGAGCCCGACACCAACACCAACAUCGCGGUGGAGAUGCUGCUGGCGGGCUGCGCGCGGCUGCCCAAGCUGCGCAAAGUCAAGGACGCGGCGGCGCGGGAGGCCAUCACAGCCAUGCAGGAGUACGAGGACGAGGCCCGGCAGGCGCACCGCGGCAUGUUCGUGUACGGCGACCCCGGCGACAGCGACGACGAGGAGCCCGCCCCGGGGGCCGGAGGCAGGUUCAUGGGCGCGCCCAAGGCCGGCGCCGUGCGGCGGUAGAGGCGGCAGGCGGCCGGGCGGGUGCUUUGCGAGCCGAGCUUGAUGGGCGACCUCAAUGGCUUGCUUGCCAAGCUUAGUGGGCUGCGGUAAUCGAUGGCAGGGAUGGAGGGGCGUGGAGCCGAGGCCGGCAGGUGGGCGCGCUUGAGGGGAGGGGGGCACUCCCUGGGCGGCGGGCGCGCAAUCCGCGGGCAGCAGGCUGCUUGGUGUGGUGGGCGGUGUGGCCGCGGAUGCAGCAUGUCCCUGUGGACAGAAGGUGUACGUGGCGGCGGUGGCAGCGGCGGCGGAGACAGCGCAUAGCGCGAUGCUGGGCGCACUCGCAAAUCGAGUGCGCGCUGGCACCAGUGGCCACACCAUGGUGUGUGUGCUUGGUGGAGGGCUACGUGGCCUUGGCCCUGUGGCCGGCGAAUAGGUCGGUGAGGUGAGCAGCACUGCCGCCGAAAGGGUUUGGUAGGAGCUGGCCCUGUUAGGUAGGCGCGCGGUGUUGCGGCGGAUUAGUUGAUUGGCGGUGUGGCGUGCUGCUUGCAUUGGAGUCGUGUGGCAACUGGGUGGCAGCGCAUGCGUAGGCCGUGAGAGCCCCAACAAGGCAGGCGGUUUGGCGAGAUCUAUACGCUUGCGGAUGAGCGCAAUAGGAUUCUAGGAGGAUGUGCGGUCCGCAUGCGCGGUGCUGCUGUCGCGAUCUGGCUGAGGCGGCAUAAUAUAGAUCCGACAAGCACACACGCAGGCAUUGCCUGCAGGACGUGAUGUGUCCUGCCUGUCAAUGUGCAGCUGCUGCUCAGAGUAUGUGAGCGGCGCAAUGGAUUAAUAAUGCACUGGCUGUGCUGCAAGCAGCAUGUAGAUAGUUGCCAACGAGGUGUGCCACUGCCCACUGGUAAUGGACCGCAGUGAUGGAGGACAGUGGUGACAGCGACAACGCGGCAGGCUGCACAGUGUAACACGGCACUCCC
This is a messenger RNA of Chlamydomonas reinhardtii, 4248 nucleotides long. RefSeq lists its product as uncharacterized. Gene Ontology annotation, cellular component: RISC complex; cytosol; nucleus. The record is from RefSeq and is a predicted model, not a curated record. Gene Ontology annotation, biological process: mRNA catabolic process; regulatory ncRNA-mediated gene silencing. Bases 122 to 3304 code for a protein of 1060 amino acids. The transcript is spliced from 28 exons. NCBI's taxonomy places the organism in Eukaryota, Viridiplantae, Chlorophyta, Chlorophyceae, Chlamydomonadales, Chlamydomonadaceae. Gene Ontology annotation, molecular function: RNA binding; nuclease activity.